Messenger RNA from Hypanus sabinus (Atlantic stingray), 1918 nucleotides. Its product is annotated as ankyrin repeat domain-containing protein 54-like. Bases 330 to 1628 code for a protein of 432 amino acids. The transcript is spliced from 10 exons. The record is from RefSeq and is a predicted model, not a curated record. Gene Ontology annotation, molecular function: protein binding. NCBI's taxonomy places the organism in Eukaryota, Metazoa, Chordata, Chondrichthyes, Myliobatiformes, Dasyatidae.
CUGAAAAGCUGAUUAUCUGAAGCUGUCGUGCCCCUAAUUUAAUGGACUACCAAUCCAUGUAACGAACAAGAAAAAAUAUUUUCCUCCUACGAUGUCUGAAAUCAACAGCAAAUUAUAUCUGUCAUCAGGCACUGUGUCUGAACUUCUAAUCGGUCGCAGGACCAGGUUCAUUCCCGCCCACCGAAGGGCAACCCACGCCGCAAUUGGAUAGAAAUGACAAAGCCGACCCGAGGGUGGGUUCUGAUUGGCCAACGAUUAGGUCAGUCAUCUUGACGGCGCCCCGGGCUCCCACUGACAGGGAGAAGCGGCGGCGGUCGGCCGGCGGCAUCAUGUCGGAGCAGCCGAUCUCGGAGGCCGAGUGCGCGGUGUCGGAGCAGAGGUUGCAGAUGGCGGCCGCCGCUCUGCUGCAGCACAGCGCCCAGGCGCAGGCCCGCCUGCACUUGAUGUGGCAGCGGCCGGAGGAUCAUCAGCAGCAGGAGCAGCUGGGUGGGAAGAUGGGCGUCAGCCGCUUGAGGCGGCAGUUCAAGGCGCACCGUCGGGGCAGCCCCCUGGGCAAGGAGGCGCACGCACAGAAACGAUUACGAGAAGCAGCAAAUGCAAACGAGGUUGAGACUGUGAGCCAGUUACUCGAAGGUGGUGCUGAUCCAUGUGUAGCUGAUGACAAAGGCAGGACUGCCCUUCAUUUUGCCUCUUGUAAUGGAAAUAGCUCAAUUGUACAGUUGUUGCUGGAUCACGGAGCAGACCCCAACCAGAAGGAUGGAUUGGGAAACACACCAUUGCAUCUAGCUGCCUGUACAAACCACGUACCAGUGAUCACUACACUGUUAAGAGGAGGUGCUCGAGUGGAUGCCCUUGACCGAGCAGGAAGAACGCCGCUCCACCUUGCUCGAUCUAAACUGAACAUCUUGCAGGAUGGACAUUCACACAGUUUAGAGGCACUUCGGGCUGAGGUGAAGCAGAUCAUUCAGAUGCUGCGUGAGUACUUGGAGCGACUGGGUAACCGUCAAGAAACCGAGCAGUUGGAUGAUCUUUGUACAAAACUUCAGAUGACCAACACAAAGGAAGAGGUUGAUGAAGUGGCUGAUCUCCUUUCGAGCUUCACAACCCUCAGCCUACAGAUACACAACUUAGACAAAAGUGGCACAGUUACGGUGGCAACUUGUGGGGCAAGAAGAACUUGUUUGCACCCCCUAGAAGAAGUACAGUUGGGAGCAAACAGAACCACUCCACACUUACGGAGGAGCUGUACCAACAGACUGUUGCGGCCAAUAUUGGAGACAGAAGAAGAGAUGAAGGCAUUCACUGUUGAAGCGAGAAAUACAAUAGAAUCAAUGGAAAACUAUGCAAAAAGAAUGAUAAACUCCUUCCAGAGUGAUGUUCUACAAGGAUCAGUGCUGGGCCUGUUGUUGUCAUCGAUAUUAGUGACUUGGAUAAUAAUGUGGGAAACAGGUCCAGCAAAUUUGCGGAUACCACCAAGGAAGGCUGUCAGGAUCUGGAUCAGCUGGAAAAAUGGGCUGAAAAAUGUCAGGUGGACUUUAAUGAAGUCAAGUUCGAGGUGUUCCAGUUUGGAAGGACAACCCAGGGAAGGGCAUAGGGCGUGGCAGAAGGAUCAGGGAAUAGAUUCAUAAUUCAUUGAAAGUGGCAUUACAGGUAUGUGGGGUCAUAAAGAGAGCUUUUGAUACAUUGGCCUUCAUAAAUCAAAGUGAGUAUAGGAACUGGGAUGUGAAGUUGAAAUUGUAUAAGACAUUGGCGAGGCCAAAUUUGGAGUACUGUGUGCACUUCUGGCCACCUACAGGAACAAUGUAAAUAAGUACAGAGAAAAUUUACAAGGCAGAAAAGUAAUAUUUUAAUACACUGUAUUGGUUAAUCCCUCCACCUGCCCCAAUCCCUCCACCUGACUCUGACUUUUUUUUGGAUA